UGUUUAUCAACCAGCCAUACAGAUAAAACGAGCAAGAGCAAAAACUAUGGGGGAAUAUAGAAAGUACAACACGCGGGAAGCAGGGAAGAAGUUCUCAUAUUCUCGUUGCUUUCUUCUUCACUAUCAUUCUCUCUGAACAACCCAAAAUAUCAACUUUCAAAAACCCAAAUCGUUUAUAGUUUGUUUUUUCUUCUCAAAGACACAGAGAGAGAUAGAGCUAAGAUAGAAAUAGUUGAAAGAGAGUUAAAGAUAAAAACGAUGUACAAGUCAAAGUUGCAAGAGCUUUGCCAACGGAAGAAAUGGGCUUUACCAAGCUACACCUCCAUAAAAGAUGGUCCAGACCAUAUUCCACAGUUCCAAGCUUCUGUUAUAGUUAAUGGUUUAAGUUUUGAUUCCCCUGUUUCCUGCAAGUCUUACAAAGAUGCUCACAACCAUGCUGCAAUGCUUGCUUUCCUCCACUUCACUUCUCCUUCUGGUUCCUUUGCAGAGAAGAAAAAUUUUGAAGUUAAGAAUACUCAGCCUACAGAAUCAAAACGACCAGUUGAAUUUAGCCGAAGAAGCCAGGGUGGUUCACAGCCUUCUAGUCUAAGAAGGACACUAGGGAGUGAUUCUCAGAAUUUGCUGGAGUAUUUCAAGAAAAUGCAGGCUGACAACCCCGGCUUCUUCUACGCAGUUCAACUUGAUGAAGGUAAUCAAAUGAGUAAUGUAUUUUGGGCUGAUUCGAGAUCAAGAACCGCUUACAGUCAUUUUGGUGAUGUGGUUACUCUGGAUACAACAUGCAGAGUGAAUCAGUAUAAGGUCCCCUUUGCUCCAUUUACAGGGGUGAACCAUCAUGGUCAGACAAUUUUGUUCGGCUGUGCAUUGCUUCUGGAUGAGUCAGAAGCUUCUUUUAUAUGGCUGUUCAAGACAUUCCUUACGGCGAUGAAUGAUCAAACUCCUGUCUCUAUUGUCACUGAUCAAGACAGGGUCAUACAGACUGCUGUUGCUCAAGUAUUUCCUGAAGCUCGCCACUGCAUUAGCAAGUGGCAUGCUUUAAGAGAAGGCCGAGAGAAGUUGGCUCAUAUUUGUCUUGCGUAUCCCAAUUUUCAGGUCGAACUUUUUAACUGUAUCAAUCUGACUGAAACUAUUGAGGAGUUUGAAUCAUCAUGGAAUUCUAUUCUUGAUAAAUAUGAUCUGAGGAGAAAUGGUUGGCUUCAAUCAUUAUAUAAUGCUCGAGCUGAAUGGGUUCCCGUCUAUUUCCGAGAUUCCUUUUUGGCUGCAAUAUCCCCUAAUAUAUGUUCUGAUAGUCCCUUUUUUGAUGGCUAUGUGAAUCAACAGACCACUUUACCAAUGUUCUUUAGGCAGUAUGAAAGAGCUUUAGAAAACUUGUCUAAAAAGGAAAUAGAAGCAGAUUUUGAUACAAUUUGCACCAUGCCUGCAUUGCGGACAUCAUCUCCUAUAGAGAAACAGGCUGCAAAUCUUUAUACAAGAAAUUUUUUUACCAAAUUUCAGGAAGAGUUAGUUGAAUCUUUUGAAUACACUGCAAAUAGGACUCAAGGUGAUGGAGCUGUUAGCACUUUCAAGGUUGCUAAAUUUAAGGAUGACAAGAAGGCAUUUAUUGUCACAUUAAACAAUCCUAAGAUGAGAGCUAACUGUAGUUGUAAAAUGUUUGAGUAUUCAGGCAUCCUUUGCAGACAUGUUUUGAAUGUUUUGACUGUGAUAAAUGUAGUUGCAUUGCCAUCCCAUUACAUUUUGAAACGAUGGACAAGAAAUGCAAAGAGUGGACCUGGUGCAGAAGAACGUAGUGGGGAUCUACAUGGUCAAGAAUCUUUGACAUUACGGUACAACAAUCUUUGUUGGGAAGCCACUAGGUAUGCAGAGGAAGGGGCAACUGCUGUUGAGACUUAUCAUGCUGCUCUGAGUGCUCUUAAAGAUGGUGAGAAGAAGAUUGCUCUUGUGAAGAAAAAUAUUGCUAAAGCUGCACCUCCUAGUUCCCAGGUUCGGGGAACUAGCUAUGAAAAUAGGAAGAUCUCUGCAUCAGCUUCAGAUGCAAUGCCAUUACGUCAAGAUGAAGUGUUUAGGAGAUCUAAUUUUAAUGAUGCUGGUGCUCCUGCACAAAGCGUUCCUGACUUGAAUUCGCCACGCAUGGCCACUGUGUCUCUUCACAGAGAUGAUGGUCCUCCUGAGAAUAUGGUUGUACUUCCUGUUCUAAAGUCAAUGUCAUGGGUGAUGAAGAAUAAGAAUUCAACAUCAUGGAAUAAAGUAGCUUUCAUCAACCUAAAGUUGCAAGAUUUUAGCAGGACUCCAUCAGCUGAAUCGGAGUUCAAGUUUCAUCUCUCAAAGGUCUUAUUGAAACAGAUGUUCAGGUCUAUGAUCGAACAGCUUUCAACACCAGCUAAUAAAGUUGCUGUCAUAAAUUUAAAGCUUCAAGAGACAACUCCAGAGGCGUCAGAGGUUGAAUUUCAGGUGUCAAGGGAAACGUUAGGCACGAUGCUAACAUCAAUGGCCAAUUCUCGUCAGCAUCUCUCAAAUGCCGUAAGCAAUUCUCUAAACAAGUAUCUUUUUUGGUAUAUUUUUAAGUUCUAGUUCAUGCACACCCCAUAGGUCUUCAAUUUGAGACAUUUCAAUGCAGUAAUGCAGUCCGUGGUUUAAAUUUGUUCUUUUUUUUCUUUUUUCUUUUUUUUAAAUCAUGGAAAAAUUUUCAAUGUGGCACUGCGAAAACCAGCCAAAGCCUUUACUGAAAAAGCAGCGGAAGUGAGAGACCAUGGCAACUGUUCUUACCUUCCAUAUUGUAUAGAUAUUUAAGAGACACAGAGAUUUUUAGAUACAAAGCAUGAUUGUGAUUUCAUUAACCAGUAUAUUCAUAGGUAUAUUUACACUUUGACAGAUUGUAAAAAGAAGGUACUGUAACAACUAACAACAUCUAUGUCUAAGGAGAUUUGCAGCCAUAGGUAAUUUAUACAUGGAGAGUAUGUCAGUGAUUGAUAUCCAUGUAUUUCUUGAUUUUGUGAGUGUCAAUCUUUCCUUAUAAUAUGCUCGCACGACAUGGUGUAUCCAUUAGAGACACCAGUCUUGGGACCUAAGGAAGACAAAGCACUGCUUCGCCAGAGGUUUGGUAAGGACGUCCGCAAGCUGAUGGUGAGUGGAGACAUGAGACAUUAGAGACUGUUAAAGCACACUAGUUGCAACCUUGUUACACACAAUGUUAUUGUCAAUAGAAAUGGAAUUAUGCUAUUUGUCAUCAUCAAUAAUAACAAACAGUAUUUUUCAUUAAAAAAAAAAAAAAAGUGAUCCAUUUUGCAAUGCAACACCGGAUUAGCAUAAAGGUGAGUGUCACUGAGAUUGUCACAUAGAUGGUGUGGAUGCUGAGAUGGACAAAUACAGUGCUCAGACUGCAAGUCAGUGAGUAAAGUGAGUUCGGCAGUGUCAAAUGCGACAGCAUGUUACUUGGCUUGUUUCUAGAGCAACAAUAUAAU
Messenger RNA from Ziziphus jujuba (common jujube), 3455 nucleotides. Its product is annotated as protein FAR1-RELATED SEQUENCE 3-like. Gene Ontology annotation, biological process: regulation of DNA-templated transcription. The transcript is spliced from 5 exons. The record is from RefSeq and is a predicted model, not a curated record. Bases 259 to 2565 code for a protein of 768 amino acids. Gene Ontology annotation, molecular function: zinc ion binding. Lineage: Eukaryota; Viridiplantae; Streptophyta; Magnoliopsida; Rosales; Rhamnaceae.